ACGCCGGCCCCGGUCGUCGCUCUUCUUUCCUCUGAACCGAGUUUCGCCGUACCGCGUGCUUCGUGUUUCCACUACUUCUUUCUAGCCCUCGGUUCGCUACCACCUACAAUUUGACACGACUUUCGCCAUGGAUAUUUUUUAAUACCAACGAGACUGCGGCGAAGCCCUCGAGCCUCACUCACUCCCAUUCCAUAUUCCUAGUAUACAUAGUAGCCAACAGACUCCAGCCAUUUGCGCCUAUAUCCACAUCACCCCAUCACCAUAAUGACGAUUGGACGGUUAGCAAAGGCGGCCCGCAUCAUACUGGUGGGCGCACCAGGUGUCGGGAAGGGUACCCAGACGGAGCGCUUGAUGAAGAAAUUCUCCGAACUAUCGGCAAUCAGUUCUGGCGAUCUGCUGAGGAAGAACGUGAGGGAGCGGACGCCUCUCGGCAUCCAAGCCGAACACACUAUCAAGGCCGGUAAAUUGGUCCCAGACACGAUGAUCUUGCGCCUCAUUGUCAAUGAGCUUACAACACGCGGAUGGAUACGAGACAAUGCAUUGCGUCCAUAUGCGCUCAACUUUAGCUCACUAGACACGGCCGACCAUACCGUAGACUCGGUCAUGAUUCCCUCAGAUGUGCGGGCCCCGCGUUACACCUUCUCGAACAAGCCAGCGGCCUCCUUUAUACUCGACGGCUUCCCACGAACCGUUGUGCAAGCAAUUCAGCUUGACAACAUUGUCCCCAUUAAUAUGGUGGUCAAUCUCAACACGCCCAGCGACAUCAUCAUCGAUCGCAUAUGCAAUCGCUGGGUGCACGAAGCGUCGGGACGAGUCUACAACAUCACCUUCAAUGCGCCAAAGGUUGACGGCAAGGAUGACAUCACGGGCGAGCCCCUCACACGACGGGCGGACGAUGACCCAGAGGUAUGGAAGGCGCGUCUGCAGAGUUUUCGCGAAAACAACGAGCCGCUUCUCGAGCAUUAUGAUAAGCUUGGUGUACUUUGGACAGUGACCGGGAACAGCAGCGACGAGAUUUCCCCAAAACUCUUCGCCGAAUUCAGCAGGCGAUUUGGCGCCCUUGAUUGAUGUCGUGUAUUCUCUCGCGUGGGUUAUGGCAUUUUGAUCACAUCACGUACGAUACCAAUGUACUUGUCUUGUUUAGAUGGGAUUUCUUACGACAUGGCGACAUGUGCGUGUGUCUUGGGGACAAGUCGCACGUUCCUCAUUCACUGUAGAUAUUGGAUCGAUUGGUAUUUUGCCAUCAGGGUGCACUUAGUAAAAACUAUUAAUUCUUUCCCUCUG
This is a messenger RNA of Pyrenophora tritici-repentis Pt-1C-BFP, 1284 nucleotides long. RefSeq names its product Adk, Adenylate kinase and related kinase. Gene Ontology annotation, cellular component: cytoplasm; mitochondrion. The record is from RefSeq and is a predicted model, not a curated record. Gene Ontology annotation, biological process: nucleobase-containing compound metabolic process. Gene Ontology annotation, molecular function: ATP binding; AMP kinase activity. Lineage: Eukaryota; Fungi; Ascomycota; Dothideomycetes; Pleosporales; Pleosporaceae.